This is a messenger RNA of Cooperia oncophora, 357 nucleotides long. Lineage: Eukaryota; Metazoa; Nematoda; Chromadorea; Rhabditida; Trichostrongylidae. The record is from the annotation of a GenBank genome assembly.
AUGAACCAAUCUCUGGGGCCAGAGAACUCGUUCGAAGAACAAAUAGAAUGGACGAAUCAAGGGAAACAGUGGCCUUAUCCAAUUGACAAUGAGUACAUGCUGGGAUCAGAAGCUGAGGUUCCAUUCUAUGAGCACAUUUUCUUGGAAAGGCAUCUAGCUGGCUUGGGCCUCCCGAAGGAUGGUCCCAUUGCACACUUCAUGGAGUUGGUAUGUGUCGGUCUGUCAAAGAAUCCAUAUAUGACUAUAGAGAAGAAGAUGGAUCAUAUAAAAUGGUUCGCGAAUUUCUUCAAUGAAGAGAAGCAAAAACUGAUCCACAAAUUACAUGAGGAAGAGGCACUGACCGCACAACAAGCGUAG